Molecule: messenger RNA, 5002 nt
Organism: Pygocentrus nattereri (red-bellied piranha)
Lineage: Eukaryota; Metazoa; Chordata; Actinopteri; Characiformes; Serrasalmidae
Gene: gucy2f
Product: guanylate cyclase 2F, retinal
Exons: 19
Coding region: 734-4063 (1109 amino acids)
Biological process (GO): receptor guanylyl cyclase signaling pathway; intracellular signal transduction; protein phosphorylation
Molecular function (GO): peptide receptor activity; guanylate cyclase activity; protein kinase activity
Source: RefSeq, a predicted model, not a curated record
CUCAGCCAAGGGUCACUUUGAAAAGACUUUGUUUGAAUGGACAUGAAAGAUUUAGACUGUUAUUAACCAACUUUUCACUGAUUUCUCAAGAAAAUGCACUUAUACAACAUUCUGCAACUCGCUGAGGACAAAGGAACUGAAGAUAAGUCAAGAUUAAGGUAACGUUAAAGAGCUGUUAAAGUCCAUUAAUGGUAUACAUGUAAUAGUGAGGAAUCUAUGUCAAUGCAGCUAUAGACGAAGCCACAGUCUGACAGCCAGAGUGUCAGACAUGAAUACGGUAGUGAAAAUGAGUGUGUAUGAACGGUGUUACUAAGAGCACGGCAGGAGCUCUCCAGGGUGCUGAAGUUGCUUCUCUACUGAGUUGCUGCAACAUCGUACCACUGCAUCAACUAGUCCUACAAAAGGAUGAUAGAGAGCUGAGGGGCUGCUUUCACUGAAACCUGAUUGAUGUUCUGAAAAAAAAAGACUGAAUAGACUGAAAAAUACUGGAGGAAUGGUCCCCUAAACUUAGCCCCAUCCUUAAAAUGCUGCAGAUACUAAAGGAAAAUUGAUCUGAUCGCAGGAUUGGACUUUCAAACAGCAGCUAAAUAACGGGAAGCCAAUCUGCAAAGCGUCAAACUUUUUGAAGGGAUUGCGUGGCAGUAAAACUGUUUCUCUUUCAGAUGUACUAUAACCUGGCAUCAGAGACUACUGUGUAAACUCCAUGUAUGAUAACGGACACUAAAAGUGGACGAUGCAACAGUUUCCUCUCCAUUUCGGAGGUGCACUAUGGGAGUUAUCCAGUUACCCCUGUUGUCCCAUCCUGAGGAGCAAACACAGCCUUUCCACACUGCCAUUCUACAAUUUAACUCUAUGGAUCAUUCUUGGGGUGCUGACAUUCCCCUGCUGUGUGCAAUGCCUAAUAUUUAAAGUUGGAGUGGUGGGGCCUUGGAACUGUGACCCUGUCUUCUCCAAAGCACUCCCUGUAGUCGCAUCAAAAUUAGCCAUUAAUAGGAUAAACGAGGACUUCAGUUUGGACUUGGGCUGUAAACUGGACUUUGUGGUGCUCCAGGAGCCGUGUGAAACGUCAAAAGCACUGACCACAUUUGUAUAUUAUGAAAAAUCAGCUGAUGGUUUUGUGGGACCUACAAACCCAGGAUACUGCAACGCAGCGACCCUCCUGGCCAAGAACUGGGAUAAAGCCAUCUUUUCAUGGGCUUGCAUCAACUAUGAGCUGGAUCGAACUGAAAACUACCCCACUUUCGCACGGACACUGCCAUCACCAGCACGGGUUCUCUUCACUGUGCUGCGGCAUUUCAGAUGGGCUAACAUUGGCAUUGUGUCCUCUAAUGAGGAUAUGUGGAUUGACACUGCUAACAAAGUGGCCAGUUCUCUGAGGAGCCAGGGGCUUCCCAUAAGCAUUGUUGCAUCUGUUGGCAACAACGACACUGAGCUGGAGAACACACUGAGGGCUGUCCAGAAUGCAGGGGCAAUAAAAGUCAUUAUCAUGUGCAUGCACUCGGUGCUGAUUGGUGGGGAGCAGCAGAUGAACUUCCUGCUGAAGGCCUACGACAUGGGCCUAACCAACGGACGUUAUGUCUUCAUACCUUAUGAUACUCUGCUGUACAGCCUGCCCUACACUGACACUGCCUACUUCACAAUGCUCAAUAACACCAAGCUGCGCAAAGCAUAUGACGCCGUGCUGACCGUCACUGUGGCUUCUGACCUGAUGUCCUUCAACCAGGCCUUCAACAUGGCCAAACGACAGGAAGAGCUGAGCGUGUCAUACGGUCCAGAGCAGGUUUCUCCUCUUUUUGGCACAAUCUACAACGGACUGUACCUCAUUGCCAAAGCUAUAAACAACGCCAGGAGAGCUGGCCAGUGGCUCUCAGGAACCAAUCUGGCCCUCUACACCCGUAACACAACAUUUACCGGCUUCAACCAGAACAUCAAGAUAGACCGCCAAGGUGAUGGGCAGACAGACUUUGUGAUUCUGGACUCAGAUGGCUGGGGGACGCACCUGUACCUCUGCUAUCUGGUGGAUCUGGGCUCAGAUGUUGUUCGCUUCGCUGGCAAGUCCAUUCACUAUCCAGGGGGUUCCCCUCCCUCUGCUGACUCCAGCUGCUGGUUCGAUCCCAACGCCAUCUGCACCGGAGGUGUGGAAAUCAUCUAUGUCAUCAUAGUGUUUGUGGUUGUCUUCGUUUUCACUGUUGGUGCCAUCAUGUUAAGUCUGUUUAUAAGGAGGCGAAUCCAACAGAUCCAGUUUGUAAAAGGACCCAAUCGGAUCUUGCUUACUUUAGAAGAUCUUACUUUCAUCAAUCCCCAGCUAAGCAAACGGAAAAUCACCCUGGAAGAACUCAGCGACUCCAAAAGUGUUGUGGAUGAGAAGAGCACCAGAUCAGGAGAUCGCUCUCAGUCCAUAAACAGUCUGGCAACAGCAACGUAUGAGAACUCUAAUGUGGCUGUCUAUGAGGGUGACUGGGUGUGGCUGAAGAAGUUUGAAGAGGGCCAAUUCAAGGAGGUUAAGCAGAGCACCACCAAAAUAUUUACAAAGAUGAAGGAUCUCCGGAAUGAGAAUGUUAACCUGUUCCUGGGGUUCUUCUGUGAUUGUGAUGUAUUUGCUGUGGUCACUGAACACUGCUCAAGAGGGAGCCUACAAGACCUACUGCGCAAUGAAGAUGUAAAACUGGACUGGAUGUUUAAGUCUUCUUUGGUUCUGGACCUCAUCAAGGGAAUGAAAUACCUUCACCACCGAGAAUUCCCUCAUGGACGACUAAAGUCACGGAACUGCGUGGUGGAUGGACGAUUUGUCCUAAAAAUAACAGAUUAUGGAUUUAAUGAGCUUCUUGACUCCCAGAAAGCUCCAAGGCAAGAGUUUCCUCCAGAAGAUUUAUUUUGGACAGCUCCUGAACUUCUCAGAGACCCUGAGAACUCAAGAAGAGGGACAUAUAAAGGUGAUGUGUAUAGCUUUUCCAUCAUACUCCAAGAGGUGGUUGUUCGUGGACCUCCAUACUGCAUGCUUGGAUUGUCUCCUGAAGAAAUAAUUCGGAAGGUGAAGAAGCCUCCCCCCAUGUGCAGACCUACGGUAGCUCCCGACCAAGCUCCACUAGAGUGCAUCCAGCUGAUGAAGCAGUGCUGGAGUGAACAGCCUGACAGAAGGCCUUUGUUCGAUGAGAUAUUCGAUCAGUUCAAGCUUAUAAACAAGGGCAAGAAGACCAACAUCAUAGACUCCAUGCUGCGUAUGCUGGAGCAGUACUCCUCUAACCUAGAGGAUCUGAUCAGAGAGAGGACAGAGGAGCUGGAGGUGGAGAAACAGCGGACGGAGAAACUCCUGACAGAAAUGUUGCCUCUGUCUGUGGCUGAGGCUUUGAAAACUGGUGCCACCGUGGAGCCAGAGUACUUUGAUGAGGUCACCAUCUACUUCAGUGACAUCGUGGGUUUCACCACAAUCUCCUCACUCAGUGACCCCAUCGAGGUUGUGGAUCUGCUCAAUGAUCUCUACACAUUGUUUGAUGCAGUGUUGUGUAACCACGAUGUAUACAAGGUGGAAACCAUUGGAGAUGCCUACAUGGUGGCCUCUGGGCUUCCAAAGAGAAAUGGCAAUAAGCAUGCGGCUGAGAUUGCCAACAUGUCCUUGAACAUCCUUAGCUCUGUGGGAAGCUUUCAAAUGCGCCACAUGCCAGAGGUUCCAGUCAGGAUACGAAUAGGCAUUCACUCAGGGUCAUGUGUUGCUGGAGUAGUGGGCCUAACUAUGCCUAGAUACUGCCUUUUUGGUGAUACAGUCAACACCGCCUCUCGUAUGGAAUCUACGGGUCUGCCUUAUAGAAUUCAUGUGAACAUGACCACUGUGAAGAUUCUCUGCUCUUUAAAUGAUGGGUACAAGAUCGAACUUAGAGGAAAGACAGAGCUGAAGGGUAAAGGCAUUGAGGAAACAUACUGGCUUGUUGGAAAAACUAAUUUUACAAAGCCUUUGCCGAAGCCUCCUGACAUCAAACCGGGGGAUAACUGGCAGGACAUGGUGACGGACGAGAUCAAGUCGAUUUUCCGGAAGGCUAACAGGCAGGUGGACAAGCCUAAAAUCUGAAAAGGAAGGAGGAAGAUGGAAGGAUAGAUGUAGGAGGAGGAGGAUGGAUGACAGAGGCUGAGUAAGAGAGACACAGAGGACGCCGUGUGUGAGUGUGUAUCCCUCUCUGAUCACUGCAGCUUAAUGAGACUUCUUUAAUAGGAUUGAGUGUCUUCUGUCUAAUCUGCCUCUGACCAGCACAGCAGAAACAGUAGUGCACUAAUGAAAUGAGAGCGGAGGAACAGGUAAUUAGAGAAAGUGUGUUCCUACUUGACGCGGACUACAGUCGUUCUUCCUUUGUUUUGGCCACCGAGUGGCUUUGUGCUCAUCGCUCAGGCUUGCUGCACAGUCAUCGAGGUUUUGCUGUCAUAUGUGUUGAAGUGUUUUCUGUUGGCUUGUUCAUACCUAUAUGUUUUUUUUUGUUUUUCCCAAACCAAAAAGAUGAUAAUCAGGUCAUCAGAUUAAGCGGACAUCUGUUCCUAAGAUCAAACGUAAAGCUUUUUGAACCUAUGUGAGAAUCUGGGCUUUUAAAUUAAAGCACUACACAACAACUGAAGCCUGAAAAUAAAACAGCUAUCAAACCCAGUAAUUUAUCUAAAUUUAACUAAACAGCUUGUGAUAUGAUUUCCCUGGUUUUGAACUGUUCCACGCGUUUAAUCUUAUUGUAUAGAACAAGAGAGAUGGCUCAUGCCUGUAUAUAUAUAUAUUUAUAUAUAUAUAUAUAUAUACACAAGGUGAGUCAAAAGUCAUAGGACACCAUUUUAUUUUAUUUUAUUUUUUAUUUUAUUAUUGACUUUUAUCUCUGGUGUAAUCUCAAACUAAUUCAAGUGUACAAGUGUAUGCUGAGAAAAUCUGCAACAAACACGACCUUCAGCACAGUAUCACGGAGGCUUGUGACAGCAUUAAAAUGAAAAUAAAAUAAAAUGGUGUUCUGUGACUUUUGACUCCCCUGUAUAUCUA